CGGGCGGUCGGAGCUCAAGGGGAGCUUGACCUCCCGCGGAUAGUGGUAAUUGGGAAUCAAAGCGCGGGCAAGUCGUCUGUGGUAGAGGCCAUCUCCGGGAUCAAAGUCCCGCGGGACGCAGGGACAUGCACGCGCUGUCCGAUGGAAUGCAGGCUGUCCUCUACAAGCGGGCCAUGGUCGUGCCGCAUCUCCAUCCGGCUCGAGUUCAACGAGGACGGGUCCCAGCGUCCUGACGUGCAGGAGUAUCCGUUCGGCGACCCCAUCAUCUCCAAGGACGAAGUCGAGAUCGCCCUGCGCCGCGCCCAAUUUGCCGUGCUGCAUCCGUCUGUGACAUUCGCCGAGAUCCUGGAGCUGGAUGUUCAGGACCUGCGGGCCAAGGCCACCGAGCUUGGAUCGGGGCUCGAGUUCUCGCGGAACGUCGUCUGCGUCGACCUCGAAGGCUCGGAGCUGACCGACCUCAUGUUCCUCGAUCUGCCAGGCAUCAUCCAGAACGCGGAGCCUGAUACGGUUAAGCUUGUUGAAGACAUGGUUGUCACGCAUAUCCAAGGCAACUGUCUCAUCCUGGUCGCCCUCCCGAUGACGGACGACAUCGAGAAUCAGAAGGCACUCCGCUUGGCGCACCAGCAAGAUCCUGAGGGACGUAGGACCAUUGGUGUCCUGACGAAACCGGACAUGCUCGUCUCCGCGUCUAAAGCACGUGAUCUUUGGUUGGACGUAAUCGAGGGACGGCGGCACCCAUUGCUGCAUGGGUACUACUGCACCAAGCAGCCCGACGACGACGAGCGCAGCAAGAACAUGACUAAUGCUCAAGCCCGGCGUGCGGAAAAGACCUUCUUCGCUGCUACCAAGCCGUGGAGUUCGUCGGGCGAGCAGAAGCGGUUUGGGACGGAUAAUCUGGUGGCGACGUUGAGCACGAUGCUCGUGCAGAUAAUCAAUGAGAGCCUUCCCCAUAUCCGCGAGGUAGCGCAUGCGAGCAUGGAAAACUGCCGUCGGGACCUCGCUCGGGUGCCGGAAAAAGUCGUCGGCGAACCCGCAACCCACAUGCUGAAUCUCGUGACCGAGUUUUGCACCGAGGUCGGCAAAUACGUCGAGGGUCAAUCCGACACGAGCACUCUCAUCCAUGAGCGCAACGCGGCGUUCAAAGAGUUCAAGAAGGCCAUCCAUGACACCCAGCCGAAAUUCAAAGCGCAGCUUCUGACGGCCUCGACUGAGGGAGCUGCAAACCACCUGAUCACUCGCCAGCUAGAGGUCAAUCUCGCCGAUGUGCGCAAGCAUAUUGAAGAAUCCAUUACGCGCGAACUGCCGGGGAACAUCCCCUUUUCUGCAAAAAAGUCUCUGAUCGUUGCGUUCCAGGAUCCUUGGCUGGGAAAAACAGUCGAGUGUUUGAACAAAGUGAAGCAUUCGAUGCUAGCGCUACUUAUACUGUCUGCCGAGCAACGCUUCGGACGUUACAACGCACUCCUGACUCGUCUCAAAGCGUGCAUCACUGGCAUAGCGGACGAUUACUACCGCACGUGCGGCGAUUUUCUGAUCGCGACGUUGGAGAUGGAGCACAUUCCGUACACGCAGAACGACCAUUAUCUGCAGUCGUCGACGGAUAAAUGGUACGGCCGGUACAAGGAGGAAAGAGCGCUCAACGGGAACGGCAAACGCACCGCCGCGGGGGAGGACGUACCCGAUUCUGCAGCGCACAAGAAGGCCAAGGGACCGGCAGCGCAGAGCAAGGAUGGUGCAGGCUCCGCGCCCGAUCCGUUCAAAUUCGCGUUCACGAAAACGCCUGCGACCCCGUUUGGUGUUAACGGGACAAGCCCGUUCGGUGGGCUUCCGUCGGUGUCUGCGCCGGCGGUGCCCACACCCUCUGUGCCCGCCCCGCUGCCGUCGAGCAGCAGCACGCAGCAUGAGGUACGGGGCUCGCUGGAGCUGCUGGCGAUGCUCUCUGCGAGCGGAUACCCGGGCCUGACGGAGGACGACCUGAGCAAACUCCUCCCGGCGGACGAGUACGAGACGGAGCUGAAGGUCAUGGCGGAGGUCCGUGGCUAUUUCCAGUGCGCGUACAAGCGAGUCGCCGACAACAUCCCAAACAUGAUCGACCUCAAAUUCCUACGCGCGAUCUCGAGCGGUCUGCAGCAGCGCCUGAUCACCGAGUUCGAGCUCGGGAGCGAGAACGCCGCGGCGGUGUGCAAGGGCCUGUUGGCGGAGGACCCGCGCGUCGUCGCCCGCCGGGACGAACUGUCCGCGCGGCGCAAUCGCCUAGAGCAGGUGCUCAUCCAGCUGCACAACUUUGGGCGCAGCAGGGGAUGAAGGCUGACUAAUACGCCUUCCUUUUUGGGAUGGGUGGUUGAAUGUGGGAUGUGGUCUUGUGGUCUUGUGGUUUGUGGCUAGAUGCUUGAAUGUUUGUUGCCUCGGGUGAUAGUCAUGGUUCCCCUUUCUUUUCAUCCAAAUACAUGUAUUUAAUCGAUCGAAUUUGCGUUGCGUUUGAAUCCGUCCCGACUUGAGCACGUGCCGAGUUGAACAUGCCGUAAGCCCGACGACGCGUGCUCUCAAGGUCUCCGUGGUAUUUCACGGCCCGACCGAGUUCAUCUGUAAGCCUGGUCUCGUCUCCGCUCUGAUAUUCUGGUGCAUCUGUGGUUUUGCGUUGAUAUCGCGGGUUUCGGUUGCUG
Molecule: messenger RNA, 2660 nt
Organism: Mycena citricolor
Lineage: Eukaryota; Fungi; Basidiomycota; Agaricomycetes; Agaricales; Mycenaceae
Source: the annotation of a GenBank genome assembly